GGCUAUAGAUCUUAUUGCAACCACUGAUCUCUAUAAUGUAUGCAACAAAUGCAAAGCGCGCGACUUUCUUGAUCUUUGGCGUUUUGUAUUACUAAAGGUUCAGUGCUUUUUUAAGACUUCCUACUUUGGAAGUAUGGCAAUACCCAAUAAACUUCUGACCUUAGUGUUUAUACGAGAGGACAAUAGAAUUCUCCUGGGUAUGAAGAAACGAGGGUUUGGUGCCAAUUGGUGGAAUGGGUUCGGCGGGAAGGUGGAAGCUGGUGAAACCAUUGCACAGGGCGCCAAAAGGGAAAUGGAAGAGGAGUGUGGUCUCAUACUGAAGCAGUUUGAGGAAGUGGGAAGACUAGACUUUGAGUUUGUGGGUGAACCACAGAUCCUGGAGGUGCACAUCUUCUUGGGGGACAAAUAUGAAGGACAACUCCAAGAAACUGAAGAAAUGAGACCCAAAUGGUUUGCUCUGGAUGCCAUUCCGUUCAACAACAUGUGGCCUGACGAUCCACUGUGGUUUCCCCUCCUACUCCGGGGGUCAAAGUUCAGAGGUUACUUCAAGUUUGAGGGUCAUAACAAAAUCUUGGAGCAUCAUUUAGAAGAAAUAGAGACUAAGUGAACUCCUGUAUAGACACAGGUAGUAUAAGCGAACGAGAAUCAAUUUCCUGUCCAAGGAGAGACUUCAUCACUCAUGGAAAAGAGAAAAGAUCUUCAGUUCUAUUUUUAACAGUAACCAUGCUACUCUAUUUUUGUUACAUGUUCAUCUGUCUUCUGAAGAUGAAGACAGCAGAGUUAGGAGGUAGGAAGUCUGUGUGGAUGUCUGCGGAAGCAGGUGGUGUAAUUUAACAUGUACACAAAUGUAUUCAUUUUUAAAACCAUGUUUGUGGUUAUUGAACUUUAUUGCAGAUGGGAAGGUUUUGUAUUUGUUCCUUGUGGAGGGUGUAGUUUCAACAGGAAUCUAAAUUCUGACGUCAUUGGAUCAGUUAACCUACAUUUACAGUCAUGUUUGAUCAGUGCGGUGCUGAAUUUUGUGAUUGAGUCUAUUGCAUUGAAGAGAGUGACUCUCAAGUUGAGUCAAGUCAUCAGAUCAAGAUCAUUGAGUUGAGUCUGAGUCACCAAAAAUGUGUCUUAGAUUGGACUCAAGUGGAGCCACUGACCCAUCAAAAAAACUCUGGAUCAGUGACCAUGCGUUGACCACUGGCCAAUCUUUCCUUGGCAACCUAUGCACAAAUUAUAUCCUGGUGCCCAGAAAAAAUCAUACAAGUGAUGGACUGAUGGUUGCUGAUGAACUUUGGCCCAUGCUGUGGAUUCGGAGACAGAUCCGUACUCCACCAUGUAGACUGAAAUAAAGCAUUAAAUUUUAAGAAUUUAGCCUGGCUGUAAGGCAGUGUUGUGUGGAUAUGUGUUUUUUUAAUGGUUAACUUAAAGAAUCUUAGAAUGAUCUAUUUCCGUGGGGAAGAUGGACUAGGUGCUGAUAAUAUGUUUUAAAUAAAAAUAUUUGCAAAAGGCUUUUUCAGAA
Acanthaster planci (crown-of-thorns starfish) is the source of this 1507-nucleotide messenger RNA. Its product is annotated as oxidized purine nucleoside triphosphate hydrolase-like. Gene Ontology annotation, biological process: DNA protection. The record is from RefSeq and is a predicted model, not a curated record. Lineage: Eukaryota; Metazoa; Echinodermata; Asteroidea; Valvatida; Acanthasteridae. Gene Ontology annotation, molecular function: 8-oxo-7,8-dihydroguanosine triphosphate pyrophosphatase activity. Gene Ontology annotation, cellular component: cytoplasm.